AUGAGACUCGAAGCUAACAUUGUGUCGCAAGGCAUGGGCGGCCUGGCCUGCGCGCUGGCGUUCGCGAGAAAGGGGUACAAGAACGUCGCAGUCUACGAGACGGCGUCGAACCUGGGGUUCGUAGGCGCGGGCAUCCAGCUGGCGCCAAACCUCGCGCGCGUGCUGGACCGCUGGGGAUGCUGGGAGACGAUCGCGGCCGAGGCGACCAACAUCAAGUCGUCGAGCAUGCGUGACGGCGCCACGGGCCGCGAGCUCGCACACGUACAAUUCCCCGACAUCGCCGAGAAGUACGGGUACCCGCACAUGGCGGGACACCGGGCAUCGCUGGCGGGCGGGCUUUACGAGGCGUGUCGGCAGGAGCCGAACAUCACGUUCCACUUCGCGACGUCGCUGGCGGACGUCAAGACCUUCGGGCCCGACAGGGUGACGUUCGUCGCGCAGCCGCGGCACGGCGACGCCUACGACGUGGAGACGGACGUUCUGCUGGGCGCGGACGGGAUCAAGUCGUUGGUGCGGGGGGCCCUGCUACGGGCGAUGGACAUCCCGGCCGACGUCGAGGACACGGGGCAGGCGGCGUACCGGAUCAUGCUGCCGCGGUCCAAGAUGGAGGGCGACGCCGAGAUGCUGGCGCUGCUCGACGCCGACUGCGCGCUGCGGUGGAUCGGCGAGAAGCGGCACAUCAUAGCGUACCCCAUCAGUGGUAAGACCAUAUACAACCUGGCGACGUGUCAGCCUGAUGUCAACUUCGCCGCGGCGCCCGGUGCUACUUACACCACGCGCGGGAGCAAGCCGGCUAUGCUUAACGUUUUCGCCGACUUCUGCCCCGUCGUCCAGCGCAUGCUCAACCUCGUACCCGAAGGCGAGGUCUGCGAGUGGCGCCUGCGCUCGUACAAGCCGCUCGCCAGCUGGACCCUCGGCGGCGUCGCCCUCGUCGGCGAUGCCUGCCACGCCACCCUGCCGCACCUGGGCCAGGGCGCCGCCAUGGCCAUCGAGGACGCAGCCGUGCUGGCUGAGGUCGUCAGCCAGGUUCGCUGUGGUGGCGGCGGCAGCGGCAGCGGCGACGAUCGUGAGGCCCUCUCCAGGACCCUCAAGGUGUACGAGAUGCUGCGUAAGGAGCGCACUUCGAGAUUGGUCGAGCUGGCCGCCUUCUCGGGCCGCACGCUCCAGCUGGGCGAGGGCAAGGCCAAGGAGGAGCGCGACCGGCAGUUCGAGAUGGCCAGGCAGAAGGGCCAGCCCGUUCCGGACAAGUGGGCCAGCCCCGAGGUCCAGCACAUGGUUUACUCGCAUGACUGCAUCAAGGAGGCCCAGGAGAAGUUUGCCGAGUUGUACGCCGGGUUGGGGGACCAGACGGGCGGUGUCAAGGUCGCUCCGAAUGGUGUGCCAGAAGCGUGA
This is a messenger RNA of Anthostomella pinea, 1392 nucleotides long. Lineage: Eukaryota; Fungi; Ascomycota; Sordariomycetes; Xylariales; Xylariaceae. The record is from the annotation of a GenBank genome assembly.